GAUCUUGUCUUCUUCCUGCAGGGAACUGGAAGACAUCCAUCUGAGGACUCUGACAUCACCCAAUGGAACUCUGCCAUCACAGAGAUCUGUUGACGACACGGUGGAAGAUGCUCUGGAUGACACAGAUCCUUCUCUACAAGCUCCCUCAGCCUCUCACUCUGAGAGAAUCGUGGCAGAGCGAUACCGGAAAGGGAAGAAGCAAGUGUAUCGGGUCAGAACCCGUACCACUUCACCCCUGUUCGGCAGGGCUACUCCUGUAGUGACCCCACAGAAGUCAGACAGUGAUGUGCAAUCAGAUAGAAGCAUUCUUCUUGAUAUGAGAUUCAGUAACUCCUUUGACCAAUCACAAUACGUGUCUUAUGUAACAGAGAAUUCAGUGCAAAGCAGCCAAUCUGAGUCAGGUUCACUAAAAUCGAAAAGUCUGAACGAUUUAUUUCAAAAUGAUGUGGAGAAAAGGUUACGAUUGUUGCUUGAGAAUGGUGGUCCACAUUACAACUCUGAGGUCAUAUUAAAUGAUACCUAUAGCAGUUCAACAGACUAUCCAUUGUAUGGUGAUGAACAUUAUGUCAUCAAUGACAACUUUACGCUCAGUCCUAGGUCAGAAACGAAUGAACAAAUGACAGUCGCGAUGGACGACAUUGGUGAAUCAAAGACAGAGGACCUCCUUUCUGAUGACUCCAAAGAUAUGUCAUCACUUGAAUGUUCCAGUUUGAGUGAACAAUCCCCUGUUUAUUCCAAAGUUAAGACAAUCUCAGGUCAGGAAAAAAGUCCAAAGAAGUAUGUGAGUGAAAUAACAGUAUUCCCAAAGUUAUUUGAUGAUAAUAAGGGUAUUAUGAAAACCGUCAAAGAUGAACAUUCGGAAAGCCAAACUCGGAAUGUUGGAGCUUCCAGAGAGAAUUCGUUAACUAGUGACAGUGAUCCGAGUUUCAGUCCACGGAUCAAGGACACUGAUACCGAAUUCUUCAUGGAAGCAGAGUUCCUUGAUGCGGCUAUGAAACCAAAGAAAAGCAGAUUUCAAAAACUGUUUGGUGGCAAGAAGGGUAGGUAUAGCCCGUCUGCCCAGGAUAUGCCCCCAUUGUCUGCUGGAGGCCACAGCCGGCAGGUACCCAGAAAACAAGCAGUGAAAACUGCAGCACCAGAUCUUGUUCUGGCCCAGGAACAUGCCAACCAAAGUCAGACUGACCUAGUCAAGGAAGAGUUAGGUGAAAGUGUGGUUGAUCAGAUGAUCACUGGGCAUUUGGCUCAGCAGUCAAGGAAUUUCAAGGAUGAGAUUACUAAUUCUGGGCAUUUGACUCAACAGUCAAGGAAUUGCAAUGAUGAGAUUACUGAUACUCGGCAUUUGACACAGCAGUCAAAGGAGGUAAGAGUCGAGAGAACUGUGAAGGAUGUGAGGUUUAGUGUUGAAAGAACUCUUGAUGAUACGUGUAUUGAGAGCUACAGUGGGAGUCUGCUUAGAGAAGGAAGAAUUACACCCUGUGAAUCAUCUGUGUUAAGAGACAGGCAUGAACCGGCUGAUGUGAUAAGCAGAGAUGAAAAGGACGGUGUGUUUUUGGCUAGUCCAGUGGUGAUUUCAUCAGGGAGAGGAUCCUGUUUGGAUCUUGGUGUAUCUGAUGACAACAUACCACAACUAGACGCUGUAUCAGAUCCUGACAUGUCGAGAGUGUGCAUGUCGGGGUUUUCAGCACAAACUGAUCAAUCAACUCCGUACAUGUUUGACAGCGUGACAUCCUCAGAAAAGCCUUUGGUGGGCUGUGAAACUAGCAAUACCAUUUCCCACACAACUGACACUGAUGUAGAAUCUUCUAUCAAUACUGCUUCCCACAAAACUGAUGUGAAUGUAAAACUCGGCAGUACUAUUUCCCAUACAACUGAUCCUGAUUUCGUAACCUACAAUACUGCCUCCAACACAACGGAUCAUGACAUGUCAUAUUUCUCAGAAGGUUUUGAUCAUCUUGAAACAUUUGAUGAAAGGUUUGACGGCAGUUUUUCAGUCAGUGGGUCAGAUCACCUGAAUAACUCCCUCUCAGCCAGAUCAAUAUGGAGUGAAUGCAAAGACCUAACGGAGGCAGAUAAUAGUUUUGAGGAUGUCUUUGAUGGCAGUUUCACACCCAGGAGUACUGAAAGUAAGGAGCCAUCUUGUCAAAUUAAAGAAGAAGGUGACUUGAAAGAAGAAAAGGAAAAAUCUUCUGGAUAUGGAUCAGAAAAUUCACGCCAGACUUCAGAGACAAGGGAUGAGCCUUUCAGUGAUGAAGAGAAAUCGAAUCACAGCAAGGUUAUAGUGGAGAUACCCAGGCAUCCAUCUGUAGAUCUGAAUGAUGAAGAUGUGGAUAGGAUAUUUGAGAUGGCUAAGGACCCUCCCACCUUUGCUGCUGUGGAUGAUGCCUUGUCCUUUGGGGAGUUGAACACCGAUUACAGUGUUGUACUUGAUUCGAAAGGGAUGAAUGAUAUUGUUGAAGAAGCUGAACCUGUGGCCUUUCAGGCAAAUUCACCUAUAAAAGUGAAAUCUGAUAGUGAAAGUGGGGAGAUAUGUGAUGAGUCUAUAGUUCCUCAGCUGUCUCAUCAGUCUCCACCCAUGUCCAAAAAUAAGGUUCCCUCAAGACUCUGUAAAGGAAAUAGCCAGAUGACUUCUAGUACUUGUUCUGAUGAUAUAGAAGAUAUUGCAGAUGCAGGAUCCACAGCAUCCAAGCUGUAUGAGAGUGACGAGAUGGGGAUGUCAUCAGAAAGCGAGGCUAUCCGAUCUGCCUUUGACUUCCUCAGUUCAUCAUCAGAAGUUGAGGCUCUGACCUCUGCCCGUGAUAGACUCAGAAUAUUAGAGGAAGAGGACAGUGGAGAAGACGAGGAUUUGGCAUCAUCCAUCAAGAUUCUAUCUGACCUGAGGAAAAGCCUCCUCAGUGAGAAUGAAGACCUACUUUUUGAACAAGGAUUUAUUCAUGAAGAGGUCACUGAAAUUGAAAGGGAAGACUCCAAGCCCCCAUCUCCUCCAACUAUAUCCGAAGAUGAUGACUCCAGUUUCCAAGUGGAUCCUAAACCAGCCGGGAUCCACGUUGAGAUCCAGGUGGACAUACAUCACUCCAAUGUUGAGGACUCGGAUAACGGCAGUGAGAUAGAUGCGCCCCUGGAUGUUCUGGAUGAGGAAACCAUGGUAGGGGCGGGGAUGUUGUUGCUGCCGGAGAAUCAUGUUGAUGAUGAUGAUGAAGCAACAACUCCAAGACCUAUGGAGGAGGAUCUGGAUGCCAGUAUUAAUCCUUUCAAUAGAACGUUCACUGUAUCAGCUGACUGCAAUGGGGAUGAUGUGAGUAUUAAAUCAUCCAAUUUAGCUACCAGCGGUGGCCUGGUGAGAUCGAGUUUGGCAGAUGAGCUGAAGCUCCCACUAUGGGAGAAGUUUCCUGACUUGUCGUCUUCAGAAAAGAGCACGCCAAGAGGAUAUGAAUCUUCAGCUAUGGAAGACAGUAUUCCAGAUAGUUCUUUUGAUGUAAGCUACAGAUCAGUGGAACUUAACAGUGAUGUCAACAAAAUCAUUCCUUCAGUGUCACCAAAGGCUGUUGACAAGUCUGAAACUGAAAAGACUUUAGAUAAUCCAGAGAUGGAUGAGAAAGGCUCCUUGGGUUUAAUCAAAGAAGCUUACAGUGACAGAUCUAGUGGAGGAAUAAGUCAGAGAUACAUAAAGAAGAGUGAGAUGGACAGAAAGAAAGCUCUUCUUCGGCGUCAAAAGGAGGUAGAAAGAGAUGAAGUGAAUGAUGAAGGGGAGGUAAUUGAAGAUGACUGGGAGAGUCAUGGGGAGUGUGUUAGUGAGGAUAUGGACACAGCAGAACUCACUCUUCAUGCACAAAACGAAAGACAGACAACACAUCAGAGUGGAAAUAAUUUCAAGGAAUUAUUUGAAGAUUCUGUUGAUGUGGUAGAUGGUGCAAACAGAAUUGGUCCUGUAGAUAAUGAUGUUUCUGAAAGUACAGUUAGUAGUUUAUGUGAUAUUGCAUCAUCACGAUCGGAGAAUUCUGCUCACCAAGCUCCUGAAUUCAUAAUGGGAUCCGAAGAUGUUUCACCUCGGCAUUUGACCCAAACAGACCUUCCCGAAGCUGAGGUCAGUCUCUCUGAAGAAAUGGAUGUAAGUGGUUCUUCAGGGGAAGUGUGGUUCGAUGACCUUAACAACAAGACCUUAAAUGAGAGGAAAGGCAGCCUCACGUCAGUCCUGAGUCCUAGGGCUGAUGCAUAUCGUAAAGCAAGUGACAGCUGUGAUAGUGCGAAAUCUGAUGAUUCAGCUUCUCCAACUGAUUUGAUAGAAAAUAGAUAUAACUUACCGGAUGUGGUACAAAGUCAAGGACUUCAGCCUGAAUCUGAUAACAAAUUAGGAGAUCAAGUCAAAGGGAAAACACGUCGAAAGGAAAAUCCAUAUGCAAGGAUUUCCGAAGAUGGUUCAAUUUCAGAUGAUAGUCAAGAGGAGUCAUUUGAUCUUUCUUUGAAUUCUUUUAUUUCACCUUACGCUACAACUAAAUCUCUUGCCAAGAUUUCCAGCACACCUAAGAGUCACUAUAAAUCUAAAGCUGCUGAACUUAGCUGUGAUGGGAUUGAACCAGUUUAUGAUCCCUAUGCGACAAUUGACUCUCCAAAGGGAGAUAACUCUGAUCGUAGAAAGUCAGGGGGAAGUGAUAUAAACCCAUAUGCAACACUGAAUGAAGUUACUGCUGCUGACCUAAAUGAUGGUGUUCUGCACUCCUCUAAGGAUGUCCUGGUGGAGGCUUCGGGGGAACUGUCGGCACAGAGUUCUGUCGAUGUGGGUGACAGGAAGAGUCAUGGUGGCAUGAAAAUUCCUGAGAUAAGAAUCGAAGCACCAACUGAAGAUGAAGCAGAUGAAGAGGAUAGUAAGAAAGGUAAAUGUUUGGAUGAUCUCUAUGCCAAAGUGAUGAAGGAUCGGUCUAAGGGAGACGACCCAGAUACCUCAAAAGAUGAGACGAAUCUCAAUUCAUCAACAAGCCAGUCUUCAAAGGGAGAGAACUCUUUCACCACUCCGUCUGAAGAGGAGCUGUUGGGAGCCUGUGGAGGCUGUGAGGAGCUCUUGGACACAAAUGAUGAAGGGCCGCCGCUUCCAUCUCGAAGAUAUGAAAGGAGCAUUUCAAGUGAGAGCACUUUGCGGUCAUCCAAAGCUCUCAGUGCAUCCAAGUCUUCUCUGUUCACUAAUUUCAAAGACACGGCCCGAGUUCGGUUUCAAACGAUGCGUAAAGCAAUGAGCAUGGACAGAGGGCUGGACGAGGUAAACCACGACGAGAAAAAUAAGUCCGGGAAGAAGGAGAAAGGCGAGAAAGUGAAGGAGAAGAAUAAGGGAGAGAAGGAGAAGAAAGAGAAGAAGAAAAAGAGUGAUGGCAAGAUGAAGAAGGCGCCUUCUCUGAAGUCUUUGAGCUCAUUAUUUGGUAGGAAGAAUCGGGACCGCCUCUCAUCCGUGGAGGGUGAGGGAGAGGAAAACAUUGAUGAACCUGUUAAAAAAGGCAAGAAAGAAAGGGGUUUCUUCAAGUCCAAGAAGAAGAGACAGAUCUCUACACCCAUCAGUACCGUGGAUAUGCCGACCCACUUCCGGUGUAUUGGCAAACUGAAGGCAGUCAACCCUGAUGGCAGUCAGAUCAUAGAGCUGUCUAAACCUCCAGAUGGGCCUAUAGGCUUCUAUAUUGCCAAGGGCACAGUUAACUAUGAUUACGGUAUCUUUGUGUCAAGAUUCACUGACGAUCAGCAGAAACUCUUUGCUGGGAUUCUUGGAGUGGGAGAUGAAAUUCUUGAAGUAAAUGAUCAGUCAGUUCAAGACAAAUCCCUUGACGAUGUUUAUGCCCUCAUGGCAGAGACUGAUAAGCCAAUCAUGAAAGUCUUCCCAAUCGUAGCGAGAAAAGAAGUCUGAAGAAUAAGACCAAUGCUUGAUGCUUGAACAUUGCUGCUUGGUUAUCGAUGCUUGGACAUCAAUGGUUGGUCAAUGUUACUUUAAACAUUGAUGCAUUUUUGCUGACGUAGUCAAUGUUUGGACAUUGAUGUGAGGGAUAAGGACAUGAACAGUUUUCAGAACUGAAAUUUGUUUGCACAUUUUUGCUACAAGUUAAAUAGGUCCUCUACUUACAUAGGAUCUGCCCUUGAAGCCAUAACCUGUCCCCGAAGCUGGAUGCCUGUCCAUGAGGUUAGAACCUGUACCUGAGGCUAGUACUUGUUCCUGAAGCUAGAGCUGUUCCUGAAGCUAGAGCCUGUCCCCAAAGCUAGAGCCUCUUCCUGAAGCUAGAGCCUGUCCCCAAAGCUAGAGCCUGUUCCUGAAGCUAGAGCCUGUUCCUGAAGCUAGAGCCUGUUCCUGAAGCUAGAGUCUGACCGACCCCGAAGCUAGAACCUGUCCCCAAAGCUAGAACCUGUCCCCAAAUCUAGAGCCUAUCCCUGAGGCCAAAACCCUUUUCCUGAGGCUAAAACCUGUCCCUGAGGCUAGAGCCUGUUCCUGAGGCUAGAGCCUGUCCCUGAAGCUAGAGCCUGUCCCUGAAGCUAGAGCCUGUUCCGGAAGCUAGAUCUUGUCCCUGAGGCUAGAACCUGUCCCUGUAGCUAGAGCCUGUAGGCCUACCUGAGGCUAGAACCUGUCCUUAAGCUAGAACCUGUCCUUGAGGCUAGAGACAAAUGGGUAGUAACAGCAGGACAGAAAUAUGUUGUGUUUGUUUGAUGUUUGUAACUGGAAAUACUUUGUCUCAGGAUUAGCAGUGUCAGACAACUUUCGAACUCUGCUGCACUGCUUGACUAAACCACCAGUGUGUGGUGCUCAUGCAUCACAGAUACCCCAUAGAAUAGAAUGAUGUCUGAAACUGAUCUUAAUUGUACAUAUUAUCAUAGAUAUUUAUUUACUUUGUAAUGUAAAUAUGUAAAUGAAUAGACUGGAGACUAGAUUACAAUGUAUCACAAUUUUGUGUCAGUCUGUUGGAUAGAAUAUAGUACCAUAUGUUUAGCUGAGCUUCUAUGUUGAGGUCACUUAAGAUCUAUGCUGUAUUUUCUCAGGUAAUUAAAUCAGAACUUGCAUGUUUUAAUCUCGAUUGACCAAAUAAGGAAAUAGAGACAUUGUUUCAGAGAAGUUACUCCUAUAGGGUGUAUACCUAUCGCCAUGGAAACUGAAUGGAAGAUCUAGGGAAUUUGUAACUUAUUUGUUCCUCGAACAUGGAGAACCCAGUUUUGAUGCUAUUAUAAAUUGUAACUGAAUUACUUUUGGUGUUGCUUAGUUUUUCAAAUUCUAUUUUAAUUUUAAGAAAAGAAUUUAGAAAAAAAAUGAGAUUUUCAUAUUUUAUUUGUGCAAUGGAAAUUCUUCAGCAAAUAAGAAUGUUGAAAUACUCCUUGAAUUUGAAAAAGAGGAUAAUAAAUUGUAACAGGUAUGUACAAAAACAUAUUGUUGCCUUAAGUACUUGAAACACACAUUCCUAUUUUAAGAACGAAAAUGCUGUUUUGAUAUUCUAGCAAUGAAUAUAUUAAUUGGCAAAUAAUAAUAAUAAUUAGGAUACACUGUUCAAUAAAUGAUUCAAGAUGCUGUUCAGAAGAGAGCAUUAUAAAUCAAUCUUGAUAUUGAUAUGCAUUUAUUUGUAUUUUAUAUACAUCGCGUCACAACUUUGUGACAAAGGCAAUAUCUUAGCAGUGUUUAUAACAUGUGUAUAAACAGUAAGGAAAAGAUUUUCUGAGAUAUUGAAUUCUAGAUCAACAUGUUUUGAAUGAUGAUUCAAUAUAUACUGAACAAAACAAAUUAGGGACAAAUGUUUUUGGGGAUAUUUUUUUGAAGUGAAGACUGAAAACACAAUUUUAUAAAAAUAUCCCACAAAAUAUUCAUGGUCUCUUAAUUUUUAUUCUUCAGUGUAUUUAUGUUGUAAAUAUGUAGAAAAACCUACCAUUUGAUAUUAAACAAUGUGAGAUAUGCACAGUGCUUUUCAGCUGCAGCUAUAAGGAUAUGCCAUGGAAUAUUCACCCUCAUCAAUGGAUUGCUGAUAGUGUCUUUUAGAGAAUAUAGCCAUGUCAACUUAAAACAGUUGGGGAGUUUAUGAAUGUUUUAUCUGAAAUAUGUCAACACACACAAAGAAUUCCAUGUCGAUAUGCAGUUUACAUAUUUUGAAUUUCAUCUACUAGUAGUCGAAAUUAUUUAUUGUUAGAUUAUUUAUGAUUGAAAUUUGGUGUUAAAUGUGAUACCGUAUUCAAUGUAAUAAGCGCCCAGGGCGCUCUCAAAAUUAGAAAUAGGGGGCGCUUAUUAGAAUAUUAUUUUGAGUUGAAAGAUCGUAAAUUUCGUGGUUUAUGCUAACAGCCUGAA
Molecule: messenger RNA, 8284 nt
Organism: Haliotis rufescens (red abalone)
Lineage: Eukaryota; Metazoa; Mollusca; Gastropoda; Lepetellida; Haliotidae
Exons: 5
Coding region: 317-5881 (1854 amino acids)
Biological process (GO): centrosome cycle; establishment or maintenance of cell polarity; regulation of cellular localization
Cellular component (GO): cell cortex; apical plasma membrane; nucleus
Molecular function (GO): protein kinase C binding
Source: RefSeq, a predicted model, not a curated record